CAGCAGCAGAUGCAGCGGAGAGCAGCAAUGGUCGAGUCAGCGAGAACCGCAGUGGAGCCGCACUGAGGCAAAGCAAGCUAGCCCCUUAUCUGGGGACUAGGACAACACAUAGUUGGAGAAAAAGAAGAGGAAUUUAGAAGUAAAUUGUAUCAACCCAAAACCUGAAUGCUGCCUGUUCAAUCAGAUUAACCGGAUAACCGGAAUUCCAAAACUCCUUGGACCUACAAGAUGACCGUUGUGGCAGGAGAUAACAUGGAUGAGACCGCAGCCGUACCGGGGCACCCGCAGGACGCGUACCCCCCCGACCAUGAAGACCACGACUGCUGCGAAAGAGUGGUCAUCAACAUUGCGGGGAUGCGGUUCGAGACCCAGCUCAAAACUCUCUCCCAGUUCCCGGAGACAUUGUUAGGCAACCCCAAGAAGAGGAUGCGUUACUUUGACCACCUGAGAAACGAGUAUUUCUUUGACAGAAACCGUCCCAGUUUCGAUGCCAUCCUCUACUAUUACCAGUCCGGGGGUAGGCUGAGAAGGCCCGUCAACGUCCCGUUGGAUAUGUUCUCUGAAGAGAUAAAGUUUUAUGAGUUGGGAGUGGAUGCCAUGGAGAAAUUCCGUGAGGAUGAGGGCUUCGUCAGGGAGGAAGAACGUCCUUUACCUGAGAAGGAAUUCCAGCGUCAGAUCUGGUUGCUUUUUGAGCACCCAGAGAGCUCGGGUCCGGCCAGAGGGAUUGCUAUAGUAUCUGUAAUGGUAAUUCUGAUUUCCAUAGUCAUAUUUUGUUUAGAGACUUUACCCGACUUGAAAGAGGACCCUAGGGGUCGUUUUAAGACUGUAGGGAAUCAUACAUUUUACUACAAACCAAACAUCCUAACCGACCCUUUCUUCAUUAUUGAAACUCUUUGCAUUAUCUGGUUCUCGUUUGAGUUGUUAGUGCGGUUUUUCGCGUGCCCAAGCAAGGCAGUCUUCUCCAAAAACAUGAUGAACAUUAUCGAUAUAGUGGCCAUCAUCCCUUACUUCAUCACACUGGGCACGGAGCUGGCUGAGGACCCCGAAGACCAGGACGAGGGCAUGGGGGAGCAGGCGACAUCUCUGGCCAUCCUCAGGGUAAUCAGACUGGUCAGAGUGUUUAGAAUCUUUAAGCUGUCACGACACUCCAAAGGAUUGCAGAUCCUGGGACAGACCCUCAAGGCCAGUAUGCGCGAACUCGGAUUGCUGAUAUUCUUCCUCUUCAUCGGAGUCAUCCUCUUCUCCAGCGCGGUGUACUUCGCAGAGGCCGAGGAGAAAGGGUCGUACUUCGGCAGCAUACCGGAAGCUUUCUGGUGGGCCGUGGUGUCUAUGACAACUGUGGGCUAUGGGGAUAUGGUGCCUGUCACUAUAGGGGGCAAGAUAGUGGGUUCCCUUUGCGCCAUUGCUGGUGUGUUGACGAUUGCGCUCCCAGUGCCUGUCAUUGUGUCCAACUUCAACUACUUCUACCAUAGGGAGACCGAGGGAGAGGAGCAGGCCCAACUCUUAAACGUUAGUGAACCAAACAUUAGUGAAAGCAACUCUAGUCGCCGCAGCUCGUCCACUGUCAGCAAAUCAGAAUACAUGGAAAUUGAUGGAGAUAUUAAUAAUAGCAUCGACAAUUUUAGAGAGGCAAACCUCAGAACUGGCAAUUGCACUCUAGCAAACCAAAACUGUGUAAAUAAAAGCAAGCUGCUCACAGAUGUGUAGAAUCGAAUGAGAAAACAUGGGACUUACAUGAUGCGGUCACACGUUGAGUACGCCAUCCUUUUUGAAUGCUUCAUUCGCCUCCUAUAAGCGCUCUAUGGCAUUAUGACAACAACCAUGCUCACCAAUUUGAAAGGAAUUAUUUGAAAGGGGAAAAUGAAAAUGAAGCCGUUAUAUGAAAAUGAAGCCGUUAUUAGAGAACACGACAGCUAGAGUAAUUCAUUAUUUUAAAAAAUGAUCAUUCAAAUACGUAUUUAAAAAAUAUAAAAAAGAAACAUCAACUUCUAUUUAACACGCACACGCAUAAUCGCGCGCCCUUGGAGGACGACUAACCAACACCACUUAGACGACAUAUCUGUUUUUAUCAGACAAAGCCAGGCGUGAUAAUUAAAACGUUAUGCAUCGGUACAGAUAACAUUUCAGCAAGUGCACACUGCAUCAAUGAUAAAAUGCAUCAUAAAUACCAUCUGCUGCGAAGAGAGAGACACGCAAGUCAGGAUCUGCAGCACCCAGUCAGUGGUCAGGCCGACCGACACCUGGCCUGAAGUCCGAGGCGACUCCUCUACCCCUCUGUCAUCAAAGGAUCUACUAUCCAGCAAAGCACCUUAUAGGAAAAAUACUGAUAACGGAGGAUCACUGAUCUCCUGGUUUGGAUGUUAAAAAGAGGCUGAUGAUCUACUUGCCUCAGUCUGAAAAACCUACGGACAUCCGCAAUGCUGCUAUUUUCCAGCAGUAAAAUGCUGUAAUUAUGAUAUCAGCAAGUGGUACAAUGGCAUUUUUGCCCGUUAGAUGCAAGACAGCACAAUGAUAUAACAGAAGAGCUUCACAUGAGCAUGUUUAGAAGAGACAUACAUUUUGAUAUUGGCAUGCGUGAUGAUGAGACAUAACCUUAUAAUAAUGCUACAAAUAUAUUUAUUUAGAAUUUUCCAUCCCCCUAUGCCUUCAUCCGAUUCCCCUUUAUUAUUCGUUUUCACUUAGAGUGCAGAACUGGUUUGAAAUAGUUUUUGAUUUGAAAAUUCCUAAUUAUUUAGCGAGUGAAUGUUUAAAAAAAUCUUAAGGGAAACAGUAACUAAACGAAGAUCAUAGCAUGAGAAAAAGUCAACUGCAUUAUGGCCUAUCGACUAUGGUACUGUGUAUCCUAGUAUAUCUAAAUGCAUGACGUCAGUAUUCAGCUUGUUGCAAUUACAGACACUGAACGUGUAUCAUACUGUCAUGGAAACGAAACGUGGAAACUUAAAAAAAAUCUCUGAACCGUUUCUGAAAUGUGACAAAAUAUAUCCAAAACCCAACUCGGGGAUGCUGACUUUCUCAUUUAAAACGUAGGAGAUCAAAGAAGCAGAAUAAAUACUUAUUAUCCAAAUGCAUAUACUCAUAAAGCACCAAUUUACAGUAUUACUUCAAUUAUGCAGUGCAUGGACCUUUGAACAUAGAAAAAGUAAACCUAUUAUGAGUCAGGCCUUCCAUUUCACCACUAAAUUUAGGGAUACGUUUGUUUGUUUUCACAAACAAAACAACAGAAACAACUCUCAUUUUACUGAAAUUAGCCUUUGUUUAAUAGAUAUUGCCAAUAAUCAUUUUGUACAUUAGUUGCUAGUGCCUUUACCCCGCUCACCAUGCAACAGGCUCAGUGAAAGUGCCUCUGUGUAUGUAGCCUACAAUGGAAAUCCAUGACAAGUUGAACAGAUCAGAUGCAAAAGAUCUUGCUUGCUUCAGCACUAUGAUGCUGUUAUUAUUGUUGUUGAUGAUGAGGAUGAUGACAAUUGAUUAUUCGGAUCAUUAUUAAUACAGUCAGAGAAUGUUUGGUGAAAACAACCAUGGAAGUGCACUACCAACAUGAUCCAUAGUUGAGUUGACCCAAGACUAGAACAAUAUUCCAACAACCCCCCCCCCCCUAGUACUUUAUACUUCUCCACCCAUGCACCACUUCAAAUCAAAAGUGAAUAUCCAUUGCUUUGCUUUGCUUGUGUUGCUGUUGCAAUUGAUUUAUGUGCCAUAAAGUCUUUUAAAUGUGUCUACCUCAGUGAGGUCACUGCAGAACUCACUGCAGAGCUGCAAGCCAGGCUAUUCUUCGAUGCAUAAACAUGCAACAUGGCCUCUAAGUGGAGUAGACUGUGGUCAUCAGGGCCUGUGUUUAUAAAUGGUCUCAGAGUGCUUGAGUGCUGAUCUAGGAUUAGGUCUCCCCACUGUCCAUGUAAUCUUAUUCAUUAUGACCUAAAAGACUCAUCUGAUCCUAGAUCUGUACUCCUACUCUGAGAUGCUUUAUGAAUACAGACACUGAUGUUAAACUCUUAGAUUGGCCCCUAAAAGUAGCCUUAGAGAAGCACUUAGGUCUUAGGACACACAUACUGCACCAACCACCCGUACCCCUAUCCCAUUUUCCUUCCAAGCUACGCACAAUCAAAAAAUAAAAUAAACACAUUACAAUAGUAGUAGAGUUGACUAGAGCAUAGUGAUGUAGACUGACUGAUUCUCGAAAAACCUGUUGAUACAAAUGGUUUGGUUUGGAUUCUUUAGUAUUACAGUUGUUGAGAAGUAAGGCAGGUUUGCUACUGUUAAAUCAUAGAAAUACCCUGGGCAAUUUUAUCUGCGAAUGUCUGAAAGUGUGCCACACUUCAUUGAUAUGUGUAUUAAUAGAAAUAUAAUUACUCCCAUCCAUCACAGAACAUUGACUUGAAUGGGAAUGUUCAUUCUAGCAAUUCCAUUUCUAAGUGUGUACCUGUCACAGAAUGACAAUGGAGCAGCCAGGGGCUCUUACACUGAUUUUUUAGCAUAUUGGAAUUUCACUCUGGGCAAUAUAAGUGCAUUAUUAGAUGCUACACCGUUUUUGCAGGUUCCAUUUGCUCAAUAGCUACAUGUAUUUCAUAAUUGAGUCUUCCAGCUCUCCGCAAAGCUUACUGAUGCCUUGUGAAUCUUGUUUCGUUAUUGCAGCAAAAUUUGUCCUGUAAGUGUGUGAAAUGACCAGAUGAUUUAGGGUCAAGAUAUAUGUUGCUAUGGUAGCGACACAAUGUCUGUGACACUGAAGUUGAGGGGUUAUACACAAGACAGAUGUUAUGAGACCACACGUAAACAUGGUAAAGAUUCAAAGGCCCUUAUGAUGGUAUGUCAUUUGGUGAAAAGUACUGUACCAUGUUUCCUUUCUCUUUUUCCAUUGGCCUUUACUGUAUGUAUAAACCCCUCAACUAAAAUGUCUCAGCUAGUGAAGCAUUUGCUUUCAUCAGUUUGUGCAAAGGCUAUACCUUUUGUGGACCAGCAGAAAGCCUCUAUGUGCACAUUGGUUAUGGACGAGGCCUUUUUUUGAUUCUGUGAAUCGAGUUGCUGGUCGUUUUGUGCUAUAUGUUAUCGGCUAUGUUCUCUUUAUUUGCUCAUGGUCGUUCUAGUGUAUUGCUGGGGGAACUUGGAAUGUGUCUGUCUACAACAGGUUUGGUGUCUGUCUAUGCGAGAGCCUUCCUAGACGUCAGUUCAUUUGACAUUAUGAGGUGAAUGUGUCAGUGGAGUUGACAUAUCAGUGCAAAAAAUUUUUACUUCUGUGUCAGGGAUUUUUAAGGUUUCUAACCAAGAGAAUGCCAUCAGGUCUUAAGAACAGACAUAUAGAAUACCCCAAAAUACAACAAAUAAAAAGUGAUUAUCCACAGCAACGUUAUCUAUACCAUGUACAGUAGCUAGCUGACCAUCGGGUAAAUUAUAUAGUUUUACCAUAUGUGGUUUCUCUUAUGGCCCAGAAGUGUGGUUGGACAAAACAGGUUCUAUUCCACCAAAUACCCAUGAUGCAACAGUUCAGAGUGAGGUUGAGGGAACACAUGCAAACCCCCUCAUGUCACGAUACCAGUGCAUCCAUUGCUCUUGCUGUGAGGGCAAUCUAUGUAUGGUGCUAUGCAUUCAAUUAUUCUACAACAAAAAAAAAUGCAUUCUUAUAGUAAUAGAAUUGCAGUUACCUGUUUCUUAGAAACCUUUGUAAAAUAGGAGUUGAAUGAAUCUAUUUUAAAAAAGAUGUUGAGGAAAAAGACGAUCUCUUGACAAGACAUUUACAACAAGCGACCAUCCUUUUGAACGGUAGUGUAGUGUUAUUUUUACAGUGACCAUCCAAUCCCCAUCAAACUCAAAGGUUGAUCUGGAGUCGUUUUCUAGUUAGGACCCUAUGUUGAUAAAUGGGGCAAAGUAGUCAGUAGCACCCUCCCGGAGGGAAUUAAUAGCCUGAAAUGCAAUGCACUUACAGCCAGCUGCUGGAUUGAAUGGCUGUGUGUUUAGUGUGAAGGAGAGUCAGAGAAGGUGCCUAUAUUGUUAUUUUUUUAUUAUUUUUUUGCAUUCAUUUGAAACGCUUUCAGAGAUGUAUGUUCUUCAGAAGAAAGACGUGUGUGAGAAGGUCUUUUAAAAAAUGUAAUUCAGAGAAAUGACAACACAAAAACAAAAAUAUAAGUAAACCAUACCUAUCUAAAAAAGUAGUAAGAAAUCAUUUAGCUAUAGUAAAAUAGAGUAUAGCAAGAAAAUAUAUAUUGCAAAAGGCCAAAACCAAUGAUGACUAUCUUUUCAUUGUGUGUCUUAUUUUUUUGACUUCUGUGGCAGUGUACUACGAUUGUCGGAUUGUUUUUAGGAAGAACAUGCCAUAAUAUACUGAAAUAUCAAAUACUCUAUAAUAAUGUGUUCCUCUGGCAAGCCAUGAUAAUUAAACUGAAGUAGCCUACUAUUAUCAAUUUAUUGUAGGCCUACAUUUGAAUGAUAUGGACUACAAUCCACUAUAUUAGCACUAUAUUAGCAUCUGGAUAUAUGGAUCGUCUUCUCAUUUCAUUUAAAGAAAUACUGGAAAAUUCAUCCUAACCAACCACACCAUUUAAGAGCGUUUCCAAAUGCCCAUUACUAAAAACCAACAGAUAAUGUAUAGAUAAUGUAUACAUAUCUCAACGGCAACCUACUGAUCACAAAAACUGCAUGGUCAACAGAAGACUGCAUGAGCUUUUCAAAACUGUGGAUCAGCUAUAAUAACAGUUGCAUCACUUCAAAGAAAACCCUUGCGUUCAUCUACACCAAAGCCUUUUUUAAAAUAUGAAAUACCCUCCUUUAUUAUACAUUUCUGGUUUUCUUUUUAUUGAAAAACAUUACCGUUUGCUUAAGAUAUUGACAAACACUUUGAUCUCGGAUCAGGCGUACCUUCUGGUUUUCAUCUUGGAUCAGGCGUAUCUUCUCGUUUUCAUCUUGGAUCAGGCGUAUCUUCUCGUUUUCAUCUUGGAUCAGGCGUACCUUCUGGUUUUGAUCUUGAAUCAGGCGUACCUUCUGGUUUUCAUCUUGGAUCAGGCGUAUCUUCUCGUUUUCAUCUUGGAUCAGGCGUAUCUUCUCGUUUUCAUCUUGGAUCAGGCGUACCUUCUGGUUUUGAUCUUGAAUCAGGCGUACCUUCUGGUUUUCAUCUUGGAUCAGGCAUACCUUUUGUUUUUCAUCUUGGAUCAGGCAUACGUUCUGACUAUUGACAUCCCAUCAUGUUCAAACUAGCCUGGUCUCAGGUCUGUUUGCGCCGUCUUGCCAACUAUUUGGUCGUUGUCAGGCCAAACAUGUUUGGCAAUUACCAAUGACAACAAUCAUAGGAGUUGGCUGUACAGCACAAACAGAUCUUUGACCAGGCUAUAUGUUCAAACCUCACUUUAGUUAGAAUGGUGAUGAGAGGUGACUAGUUUUUGUUUGAUGACAGGGAUAUGAUGGUAGACGUGUGAUUACUACGAGUUUGUUGUCCUGUCCAUCCAUCAGACAUGCUUCACAUCCCAAAUGACACCCUAUUACUUAUAUAGUGCUUUACUUUUGACAAGAGUAGUGCACUAAAAAAGUAGUGCACUAAAAAGGCAACAGGGUGUGAUUUUGGAUACAACCAUUGUGCAUCUACAUGAAUAGAGGAAUGACAUCCUAUAGAAAACCUAUAAGAAUCUAUGGAAAUGUGACCAAGUGCAUUGUAUUUAGGGAAGCUGGCUUGCUUUGGAGCGAGCAGCUCAGCGGCACGAGGGACUGUUGACUCCUGGGGUCUGUUCAGGAGGGUGCAACGUUACAAGACAUUCAGAUAGAAAUGUAUUGUGCAGAUGAGAUAUGACCAUCUGUCAUGUAGAACAGUGAGUCAUAUCAGCUAUACCCAUUACAUGUCUAACUGCAACAUUCUCAAUGUUUCACGUCGCUGAAUAAACCCAUGCUCUUUUUUAUUAUAAGUAGUCCAUUUGCCUACUGAACUUUGCAAAUGUGUUCUUUUAUGUUUGAUUGUCAUCAUUCAUGUUUUGUUUUACGAGGAUUAUGCUACGAUACGCUCAGUUUGUCAGACGUCUGACAAAGGCAUCGUCUGUGAUCUAUGCAAGGGUAUUUCUUUUCUUACUUAUGUCACAACUCAUGAUUUCAUCGUACAUCAAAUACAAUAAAUUUUUAAGGAUCUCA
Messenger RNA from Oncorhynchus tshawytscha (Chinook salmon), 8100 nucleotides. Its product is annotated as potassium voltage-gated channel subfamily A member 1-like. The transcript has a single exon. NCBI's taxonomy places the organism in Eukaryota, Metazoa, Chordata, Actinopteri, Salmoniformes, Salmonidae. The coding region runs from base 229 to 1707 and encodes 492 amino acids. Gene Ontology annotation, molecular function: delayed rectifier potassium channel activity; protein binding. Gene Ontology annotation, biological process: potassium ion transmembrane transport; protein homooligomerization. The record is from RefSeq and is a predicted model, not a curated record. Gene Ontology annotation, cellular component: paranode region of axon; voltage-gated potassium channel complex; membrane.